Molecule: messenger RNA, 1666 nt
Organism: Passer domesticus (house sparrow)
Lineage: Eukaryota; Metazoa; Chordata; Aves; Passeriformes; Passeridae
Product: mediator of RNA polymerase II transcription subunit 25-like
Exons: 10
Biological process (GO): positive regulation of transcription by RNA polymerase II
Cellular component (GO): mediator complex; transcription regulator complex
Source: RefSeq, a predicted model, not a curated record
CCCCAUUAUUUUUUUUUAUAUUUUCCCCCCAUUUUUGGCUCAAUUUCCCCCCCUAUUUUUAAUUUUUUCCCUUUUUUUCGGGUGGGGGGUCUCCCCUCCCCCCUCUAUUUUAUUUGGGGGGGGUCUGCAAUACCCGGGGGUCCCUCCCAGCUCACUCUCCCCUCCCCCCCCAGGCCGGCGGGGGCCCCCCCAGCUCGGGGCCCCCCCCAAAACCCGACCCCACAACUGGGGGGUCCCCCCCUGGCCGGAGCCCAGCAGGCGGUGGGCAACAAAGUGCUGGCCUGGAGCGGCGUGCUCGAGUGGCAGGAGAAACCCAAACCUGCCCUGGUGGACUCGAGCACGAAGCUGACGCGCUCCCUGCCCUGCCAGGUCUACGUCAACGCCGGGGAGAACCUGAAAACGGAUCAGUGGCCCCAAAAGUUGAUCAUGCAGCUCAUCCCACAGCAGCUCCUGACCACCCUGGGCCCCCUUUUCCGCAAUUCCCGCAUGGUUCAGUUCCAUUUCACCAACAAGGACCUGGAGUCGCUCAAGGGGCUCUACAGGAUCAUGGGCAACGGCUUCGCUGGCUGCGUGCACUUCCCACACACGGCCCCGUGUGAGGUGCGGGUUUUGAUGCUGCUCUACUCGUCCAAAAAGAAAAUUUUCAUGGGUUUGAUCCCCAACGACCAGAGCGGCUUCGUCAACGGCAUCCGCCAGGUCAUCACCAACCACAAGCAGGUGCAGCAGCACAAGAUGGACCAGCAGCGAGGGCUGGGGGGCUCAGCCCCUGUUCCUGGGGCUCCCCCAUUCCUGCCCAAGCAGCCGGGGACCCUCCCUGUGACCUCGGGGGUGCAGCCACAGGUGAGCCCAGGCCUGGCGCAGGUCGGGAUCAUGGAGGAGCAGCAGCGGCAGCAGAGCCUGGUCUGGGAGACUUUUGGGGGUUUUGGGACAUUUUUGGGGGUCCUAGAGGGGCUUGAGGGAACAUUUUGUGGGUCUCAUUUUGGGGUGAUUUUCCAACAUUCCCUUUUUUUUUCCCCCCCCACAACAACCACAGCCCCCCCAACCCCCCCCCGCAGCCCCUGCACCACCCCCCCAGCCCCCCAAAACCCGGACCCCCCCAGGCUGGACCCCCCCAGCCCACCCAGGCCGGGGGGGGGGGCCCUGCUGCGCCCCCCAAAAUCCGGGGGCCAACCCCCAACUUCGGGAGCCUCCUGCUCAGCCAGCAGCCGCCCCAAGGUGGGGUCCCCCCCCCCGGCGCAGCCCCUGCACCACCUGCAGCCCCCCCCGGGACCCCCCCAGGCCCAGCCCCUGCUGCCCCCUCCCCACCAGGCCCUGGGGGCGGGGGGGGGGGCAGCUGCCCCUGCUGCACCCCCCCCCCGGGGCAGCCCUGGCCGGGGCAGCUGGGGGGGCCGCGGGCGCCCAUGCCAGGGCAGAUGCUGCUGCCCCCCGGCCCCGCGGGGCCCCCGUCCCCCCGGGGGGCUCCAGCCCGUGCAGACCCCCAGCGUGAUGGAGGAGGACUUCCUGAUGGACCUCAUCUAGGGGGGACCCCAAAGUCGGGGUCAGGACCCCCAAAAUUUGGGGUGAAAACCCCAGAAAAACCCUAAAAAAUACAAAAAUAUCCCAAAAACCCCCAAAAUCACCCCAAAAAUGCAAAGGGAGUCGCCCAAAUCAGGGUCUGCAGACGCUC